CUGGCUGUACCGGCAGCGGGCCUCCGUUCUCUCCUGGUGUCUGAGCUGGUCGUGGUGUCACCAUGUCCCUGGCGGCCUCGGCGGGCAGGGGCCCGGGGACCCUGUGGUCCCCAACCCACGUGCAGGUGACGGUGCUGCAGGCGCGGGGUCUGCGGGCUAAGGGCCCGGGGGGUACGAGCGACGCGUACGCGGUGAUCCAGGUGGGCAAGGAGAAGUACGCCACGUCGGUGUCGGAGCGCAGCCUGGGCGCGCCGGUGUGGCGGGAGGAGGCCACCUUCGAGCUGCCGCCGCUGCUGGCGUCCGGGGCCGCACCCGCGGCCGCCGCCACCCUGCAGCUCACCGUGCUGCACCGCGCGCUGCUCGGCCUCGACAAGUUCCUGGGCCGCGCCGAGGUGGACCUGCGCGAGCUGCACCGGGACCAGGGCCGCAGGAAGAAGCAGUGGUAUACCUUAAGAUCCAAGCCAGGAAAGAAGGACAAAGAGCGUGGAGAAAUUGAGGUGGAUAUCCAGUUCAUGAGAAACAACAUGACUGCUAGCAUGUUUGACCUCUCAAUGAAAGACAAACCUCGGAACCCAUUUGGAAAACUGAAAGACAAGAUCAAAGGGAAGAAUAAGGAUAGUAUGUCUGAUACGGCCUCUGCCAUUGUCCCCAGUGUGACACCCUCCAUAGACAGUGAUGAUGAAUCUUUUUCAAAAGACAAGAAAAAGAAAUCAAAGAUCAAGACUUUGUUUUCCAAAUCGAAUUUGCAGAAAACACCGCUUUCCCAGUCUAUGUCUGUCCUGCCUACUUCAAAGCCAGACAAAGUGCUACUUCGGCCUGGAGACUUCCAGUCUCAGUGGGAGGAUGAUGACAAUGAAGACGAGUCCUCCUCCGCCUCAGACAUCACGUCCCAAAAGAGAGCAGUGAGUGCGGAUCCGAAACAACUGAACCAAAUCAACUUCAGCCUUCCCAAGAAAGAAGGGUUGUCCUUUCUUGGGGGCCUUCGGUCCAAGAACGACUUCCUUUCCCGCUCUAACAUCUGUAUCAAUGGGAACCAUGUUUACCUGGAGCAACCAGAGGCCAAGAGUGAAACCAAGGACAGCAGUCCAUCUAAUUCCCCAUCACCCCAGGGCUUCCGGAAGAAGCAUUUGUUCUCCUCCACUGAAAACCUUGCCAUUCGGUCUUGGAAGGAGGCUGGGGAAGGUGACAGCACCUCUUCCGACAGGCGGCUGUCUGAGACCUCCACCAAGGGCUCUCCAAAGUCCACGGACUCGCUGAAGUCCAUGUCUCUGCCAUCCUACCGUCCUCUGGCCAGUGGGGACAUUAGGGAAAACAUGGCUCCAGUGAACUUGGAGGUUGUCAGAGAAACCAAAGAUAGCAAAAAACCAGAGAGCAAGAAAUCCUCUUUGCUUUCUCUGGUGACAGGAAAGAAGGAUGUAGUGAAGGGCAGUGAAAGUGAAAGCCCUCAUGCUGUCCCCUCCAAGGAGAAGGAAGGCAUGCUUGCAGAAGCCCAGCCCAAGGAGGAAGACCCGGUGAGAAGGUCGGAGAAAGUUGCUGCAGAUGUUACUUCCAGACAGGGCAAUUCCCUCAAUCCCUUUGAAGACGUGCAGAUCUCAGAGCCAGAAGUGGGACAGGAGACCACGUGUGAACCAAAGCCACCCAUUCCUUCUGCGAGGGUUCCGCAGACCAAAGCUGUGAAGCCUCGACUGGAAGUGUCUCCAGAGGCUCAAUCCAAAGCCAGGUUUCCUUCUUCCCUCAACUCUCCUCUUCUUUCCUCUGCUCUUCUUCCUAGCUCUGGUCAGACACUUGACCUUUCUGAAUUAGGACAUGGUUCAGAGACAGACUCCUCUGAAAGUCCCUCUGUCUCCUCAUCUUUCUCAUCCCCCAUUACAGCUCCUAUUUCUACAUCUACUCCAAUUGAACACUGGGCCCCCACGGGCGAGGGCCAGAUCAGUUCUGAAGAACCACCUUUGCUCCUUAAAGCAGGCUGGCAAAAGGAGAGUUCAGCACCAGUUCCAAACACUGGCUCCUCUGCGUUGGGAUCACUUUGCAAACAGACACCCAUCGCAGUGUGGGAAAAAACAGGAGAUACUCCAAGGAGCAGGAACAGUGAGUCUGACCUGGUAAGGGAAGCUAGCAGUGAUGAAUCAGGAAAUCAUCUUCAGGAGCAGCAAGAGGCUCUGAGGGUUUCCUAUCAAGAACAAGAGGACUGUAUCCACUGCCCUGAAGAGGCUCACAGAGCACCAUUUGCUCUUUUCCUCAGCAGUGGCACAAUCACAGGUCUCUCCCAGAAGCCUGUAGCUGAGGGAGAUACAGACAUUGGAAAUCAGUCUAGAUCUUUGAGGGAGAACAGAGUUAGGGGUGGUAGAUUGACUCCUACAGUCAAAGAAUUAGCAUCUCCCCUUCGGGUGGAAGAAGUAGCCCUCCCAUUGGACACCAUGACACAGAAACAUGAAGAGCUGGAUCUGAACACCAGUGAGGCCCCAAAGAAAGUAAAAAAGCGUGUGUCCUUUUCUGAGCAGCUCUUUAUACAAGAGGAGGUGGAGAAACCCACAGGAUUAGGAGCAGAAGACAAAAGGCAUCCCCAGAAGCUGGCCUGUGAGGAGGCUGUCCCGGGAACCACAUCUAGCAUGGAGCCCCUCAGCCUUCCUCACACAGAUGACACAGAGCAGGAGCCUGUGGACACAGAAGACCAGCGCCUCAUCCCCUCUCAUGAGGAGAGCUUCUCCCAAGACCCCACGAGUGAAGCAAGCUCAGUAAAAGGCAGCCUACUUUUCCAGAUCGAAGGGGAUAAUACCCUCACAGCUCAGUAUCAGAGCAAAGCCAGCGAUCAUGAAGGCCUAUUGUCUGAUCCCCUGAGUGGUCUUCCCUCCGCCUCUGAUGUGAAACCUCCCCCUAUGACUGAUCUGAACUUGUCCCUUCCUUCCAUUCCUGAAGUGGCCUCAGAUGAUGAGAGAGUAGAUGAGGUUGAAGGUAUGAGGGAGACAGCAAAGCCAAGAGUGCCAGAAGUAGAAGCUCCAUCCUUCGGUGGGUCCCCUCCCUUUCCUGCGGAGGCAGGGGGGCUGAAUGGUGGGGUGUCUGGGUCUUCUUCCACAGAGAAUCUGCUUGUCCUAAGGCUACAAGCCUCCAAAGCAGCUUCUGUAGAGCAGACAGUAGCUUUGGGAAUUCAUAAAUCACAUCUUGACGUAGAUGAGCAGUUGCCAGACUCUGAUAUUUGUGAAGAAACAAAGGCCAAGGAAAGUGGGAUGCCCAGUCAGCCUGCUGGCUCAUCUCUGGACUCUCCUGUACCCAGCCCCUCCCUCUCUGAGACCUUUCCUGCUACACAUUCUUUCCCCAGCUCUCCACAUUCCCACACUCACCACACCAUUGCAGCAGAAUCUCAAAAACAAGCAACAGCUGAGGGCUCCGCUGCUAAAGUUGACAAUUUUGGCAAGAGGAAGCCGCUUCUUCAGGCCUGGGUCUCACCCUCAGAGACACAUCCAGUCUCAGCUCAGCCAAGCACAGGAACGGGGGCAGCCAAGCACAGACUCCAGCCUGUGAAACCAAUGAAUACAACAGCCACCAAGAUCACCAACUCCAGUUUGGGAACUGCCACCAUCAUCAGUGAGAACCUCAUCAAUGAAGCAAUGAUGAAGAAAUACAACCCUUCAGACCCUGCCUUUGCCUAUGCACAGCUGACCCAUGAAGAGCUGAUCCAGCUGGUCCUCAAACAGAAGGAAACCAUAAGUAAGAAGGAGUUCCAGGUCCGAGAGCUGGAAGACUACAUUGACAAUCUGCUAGUCCGGGUCAUGGAAGAAACUCCUAACAUCCUUCGCGUUCCGGCUCAGGUUGGCAAAAAAGCAGGAAAAAUUUGAAUCACCAGAACCAAACACCAAGAUGGUUUUGUGAGCCUGUUUCUACCAGCCCUUGAUAUCAGGCCUUGGACUGUCUCAUAACCAGCCAACAGACAGCCUACCAGUCACCAUCUCCCUUGCAUCUUAUCUGGAGAGAGUUAAUUCUACCAGCUGAAGUCAGAUUAAUUAUACAACAAAUCUUUUACUGUACAUUCCCAGGGUUUUAGUUUUAAUUGCCACUGUGCCUUUAAUUGGGUUAGAAGUACUUUAUGCCCACCAGAGAUAUAGUCAAUAAGAACUGAUCCUGAGCCAGAGGUUCGGAUGGUACCAUAAGUACUGAUAUUUUAACACUGAAGUGAUUAUUCUUCCAUAAUGAAACUUUUUGAAUACUAAUCUCCAGCCAUUAAAAUUUAGAAUGAAAUGAGAAAGUGCCCCUGAAUUUGGUGCUGAGUUUUGCCUACUUUCUUGUUCUUUGAGCAGCUCAAGUAUGUGACUUUUCUGCUGUAGAUUUAAAUUUUUGAUACCAAAUAAAUUGACUAGGCUUCUCAGAUUUUUUUUGGGGGGGGUUAGGAAGGGACUGGAAAAGAACUUCUGUGUGUGUGCCUCUUUCAAACAUCAGUAGCCAUCAUUCUCUAGCCUUAACAUAUGACCCACAGGAUCUUCUCCUAGAUACUUAGAGAAGAAUAGGCAUUAAAGAAUUGCUUUCACUCGGUUGGGGGGGAAUUCAGUGAAAGCUCUCCUCUGGUGACAGGUGAGUAUCUGCUGGCUCCACUGGCCUGUUUAGUGCCUUCACCCUCAUAAGGGAUGGGUAAGCCUACUAAGACAGUUCUAGGUUAUAGAGAACUAUUUCAAUAAGUCCCUUUAGCUAUUUCCAUUAGUGCUUUUGCUUGGCCUGAGCAGCAUUUCCUGGAGGGCAGCGGGGCCCAUAGAUGAAGGGUGGGCCAGGCUGAGGAUGUGGCUCAGUAGUAGAGAGCUUGGCCAGUAUGUGUGAGGCCCUGGGUUCCAUCCCCAGCAUCACAUAUCUUGCCUCCUGAAUACCUUGCUUAAAAGGAAAUCCAAGUUAUGUCUUGGAUAUAGAAGAUACAAUGAAGGAUUUAAUAUAGUUAGUAAAAUUUAAAAGGCAGUAGAGAACAGAAAUGCCUUAGCUUUUAAAUGGUUGCAUCUUUUUAGAUAAUAGAUUCACAGAUAUUUUACUCUUUGGUUAGAGGAGCAGGGCUGGGGUAUAGCUCAGCUUACUUAUAAUGGCGUGAAAUGCUGGAUUUCUCCCUAGCACCAUAAAAAUCAAAUAAAAAAAUUACAAGUAGCAAGAAGAUGAUACUUAUUUUUUGAUUGCUACUUUGUUUUUUUGCGUCAAGGAUUUACUAUUAGGCCAGGCUAGCCUCAAUGGAUGCUCCUGCCUCAGCUUCCCAAGUGCUGGAAUUACAGGUGUAUGUCAUACACCUGGGUGGGUUGCUAUAUUUUACAAACUAGGUUAAUAUGCAUGUAUAUUUUUAACUAGGGCACUGGGCCCUUUCUUAAUAGCACCACAUCAGAUUUUUAGGAUAAUAAUUUCACUACUGGUCACCUCAUGCUUGAAUUAGAAAGUUUUGUUUUGCUAAUUUUUUUUUCCCUCCUGGUUGUAAUAGAAUCUCAAGUCUUGACAAUUCUCUUGGGAGAAAAAUUAUGUCAGGCCAGUGUCGAGGGCAGGCUUGAGAGUAAAUUUAGAAUCUCUUCUGUGAAUGCUCUUGUCAUGUAGAGGGUAGAAAGCAAGAUGGCUGGCAGCCUAAACCCUUUUCAGGAUUGUGCUUGCCAUGACAUUGUUUAGAUUGGAGCACUUUAAUAUGAAGGUAACACUGUAUGUUCAUCUAGCUUACUGGCUUUUAAUGACACACAGCUAUUUAAUUUAAUUUAAUUCUCUCCUACAGUACCAGGGAAACACUGUAAACUUCUCAGAUGACUUGUAUUUUUAUAGUGCUAUGAAAAUUAUUGAUAAGCCUGUAAUGAAAAUUGUCUACUCGCUUGAACUCUGAAAAUGUAUAUGGAUAUGUAUCUGUUCUGCAUCCUGUUGUUGUUGUUGUUUUUUACUUGAUAUAACUAUAUUUGACUGUGACAACCCAAGGGCACUGGGGAGCAGGUGUGCUUAGCUUCUCUUCCUUGGAACGGAUGAGGUAUGGACCUGCCUUGUUCAUUAGGAGCUCAGAGAUACCUGCUGCUAGGAUCUGAGUAUGUGGAGAGUCAUCUAGCUGGAGGAGUGAAUUCCUGUGCUCUGAAAUGCCACUUGGGAACUCUGAAGAAUGAAGGACAAUUUACUUCAUGGGUGUCUGGCUUCUGCCAGAGCUGGAAGAAAUUCGUUAAUAGCAUUCCUGUUACCACAUAACAUAGAUAACCUGGAGUUGCUAACUGUUGAUUCAGUGUGGGCCCUGGGGAAGGGGUUUAUUUAAGAGAAGCUGUACCUUGCUCUGCUAGCAGCAGAGGUCAGUGAAUUGGAGUGUUGGAGCUCCUGGAUCUGGCAUAUGCCAGUGAGCUUCAUUUGGAUGUCAUCUUCAAGAAAAAGGUCACCUAUGGCCCACUUGUUUCAUAGCAUCUCAUUCCUUAGCAGAUGUCCUGUUCUCCCCUUUUGUU
Molecule: messenger RNA, 6413 nt
Organism: Dipodomys ordii (Ord's kangaroo rat)
Lineage: Eukaryota; Metazoa; Chordata; Mammalia; Rodentia; Heteromyidae
Gene: Rab11fip1
Product: RAB11 family interacting protein 1 (class I)
Exons: 6
Coding region: 63-3833 (1256 amino acids)
Biological process (GO): regulated exocytosis
Cellular component (GO): intracellular membrane-bounded organelle
Molecular function (GO): small GTPase binding
Source: RefSeq, a predicted model, not a curated record